This is a messenger RNA of Gongylonema pulchrum, 211 nucleotides long. The record is from the annotation of a GenBank genome assembly. Lineage: Eukaryota; Metazoa; Nematoda; Chromadorea; Rhabditida; Gongylonematidae.
CGGAACUGCCAAAUUGGCCGCGAUUUUUGCAGAACUGGUGUUCACUAAUCAGGCCUAAACAUUAUUUGCAAAUUAUCAUGGCUGAUGUGCAUGCGCCGAGUAAAUAUCGGGCUGUAAUACCGCUUCAGAAUCGACCGGAAUUCUCCGAAGCAUUCCAUUGUCCCACUGGCUCACCAAUGAAUCCGACAAGGAAGUGUUCUAUUUGGUGAUC